Messenger RNA from Cottoperca gobio, 837 nucleotides. It is a transcript of the gene hamp, whose product is annotated as hepcidin antimicrobial peptide. The transcript is spliced from 3 exons. The coding region runs from base 207 to 479 and encodes 90 amino acids. Gene Ontology annotation, biological process: defense response to bacterium; intracellular iron ion homeostasis. NCBI's taxonomy places the organism in Eukaryota, Metazoa, Chordata, Actinopteri, Perciformes, Bovichtidae. Gene Ontology annotation, cellular component: extracellular region. The record is from RefSeq and is a predicted model, not a curated record.
CAGCGGAAGGACUCUAAAGAGUUGACAAGGGUCACCAGAAGAUCUGACGAAAUCCACUUGCCCAGACAAUCCCCAUCCAUCACCGGAGGAACACAUUGAAGAUAUUGUGGUGCUCUUCGGUGGACCGACACCCAUGACAAAGAAGACCUAUCAAGUCUAGCCUUCAAAGGAUUUAAUAACUAAACCAUUUAACCUCGUCCCCUAAAAUGAAGGCAUUCAGCAUUGCAGUUGCAGUGACACUCGUGCUCGCCUUUAUUUGCAUUCUGGAGAGCUCUGCCGUCCCAUUCACCGGGGUGCAAGAGCUGGAGGAGGCAGGGAGCAAUGACACUCCAGUUGCGGUAUAUCAAGAAAUGUCAAUGGAAUCGAGGAUGAUGCCAAAUCACAUCAGGCAGAAGCGGCAGAGCCACCUCUCCUUGUGCUUCUGGUGCUGCAACUGCUGCAAGGGCAACAAGGGCUGCGGCUUCUGCUGCAAGUUCUGAAGAUUCCUGCAACGACCGCACAAUUAUUACAUGUUACGCUUUUUUGUUUGUUGUCUUACCCCCCAAGAAAUAACCUGUUCUGGACCUCUGUGUCCUGCAUUGCCCGUGCUACACUGUUUUGUAUCAUUUUUAAGGAAGUAUGAUUAAUGGGAAAGCACUGGACAGAAAUGAAGAGCUAGGCUAUUGCUUGUAUUUAUUUUGUAUGUUGUAAUACUUCCAUCCUGUAAAUCUUUUUGUAAGCUCAAUGAUAUGUAAAUUGUAUUUCUAAGAAUAAUCCAGGCUGUGACUGUUCCUUCAUCUAAAUUAAGUCUAACAAGUUAAUAUUUGGUCUUGAAUAAAUAAUGAACAUUUGAAGCAA